Molecule: messenger RNA, 803 nt
Organism: Amphimedon queenslandica
Lineage: Eukaryota; Metazoa; Porifera; Demospongiae; Haplosclerida; Niphatidae
Exons: 4
Coding region: 34-645 (203 amino acids)
Source: RefSeq, a predicted model, not a curated record
AUCAUUACAGCAACAGGGAACAAAGUAACAAACAUGAAUAACGAGACUUCAUCACCAGAAGAGAGAUCGCUUGUACAUACAAGCAAUGCUAUAAGAGAUGUAACAAUAAACGUUGAAGGAAACAAACUUUGUGUUUACUAUGAGUUAACCAAGGGCUGUGUUGAUAUUGACAAGGCAUGUGGAGCAAAAGUUAAUGGAUUUAGUAUUGGUUGUGCUGAUGAUGAGGAGCUGUUUCAUGCAUGUUGCUAUAAGAAAUGUUCACUUGUUGCUAAUAAACAUUUCCCAUUACGCACAGAAAGAUGGACGUGUGCAAGGAAUGGAUGCACUUCAAGUCAGGAAUAUGAUGCUGGUCUCUGCUAUCCUAAAUGCAAAGAGUACUACAUCGGAGUUGCCACUGUUUGUUGGGGAUAUUGCAGCCAUUUUUGUGGAAAAGAUUACACUGACAUGGGCCUAUACUGCUACCGGUGGUGGCCACCACAUAGCUGUUACAAGCCAAGGUAUGAUAGAGGUGUUGGGAGCCUCCCUUACCAACCCUGGAUCUAUGGGGGUGAUUGCUGGGGAUUUGGUGUGAAUAAUGAAGGAAAAUGCGCACUUCUCGAUGUCUCUAGUAAAGUGCCCAUUGAUCUUGGAUGCAAGAAGCAAUGAACUGGCUUAAUAUAAUAACAAGUGCAUGAAGAAGCAAUUUAGGACUUUUUGUUAGGACUACUUUUGUUAGGACAUUUUUUGAUUAUUUUUGGUGCUUCUGUGUUCAUGCAACUUUUGUAAAUAAUUAUUUUGCUUUGAUUAUUGUUGCUAUAACCAGC